GCCGGGGUGCCUGUGCUAGAGGCGGUGUGUCGCUUUUUAUUGUUCCAGUAGAAAGCCCCAUGCACGGUUUCCCUCAUUUGUCUCAAUGGCUACCACACAGAAACCACGUCCCACCUGAGAGGGAGCGACUCGGCCGCUAAAGGAGGACUUUAUCUUCACCUAAAACUUCAACACAACACUGAGUGGGAUUUCCUGUCUGCGUUGGAAAUACAAAAAGCUCUCACAGACGGACAAUCUGUGGAUCCCGAAGAAAGCGAGGGGACGGGCUUGCAGUUUUAGAGCCACUGAAUCGUAGCGUCCGUCAACAUGGUGGAACCAGCCGACAGGCCGUCGACAGCCGGGCAGAGGCUAGGAGCGCCUGAGAGUUUCGGGGUGUCCACUCUGGAGCCCGGCCUGCGCCCUCCAGCACAGCCUCCAGGAAAACAAGUCUCUAUCAGGGUUCAGAUGCUCGAUGACACUCAGGAGGUAUUCCAGAUUUCGCAACGCUCCCCUGGCAAAGUGCUGUUUGACCUGGUUUGCGUCCAUCUCAAUCUCUCAGAGGGAGACUACUUUGGACUGGAGUACCAAGACCACCGCAAGAUGACGGUGUGGCUGGACCUGCUGAAGCCGACACUGAAGCAGAUCAGACGGCCUAAAAACACCAUCGUCCGCUUCGUGGUGAAGUUCUUCCCUCCUGACCACACACAGCUCAUGGAGGAGCUGACUCGGUAUCUCUUCGCCCUGCAGAUCAAACGUGACCUGGCCUGCGGUCGCCUCAUCUGUAACGACACCAGCGCCGCCCUCAUGGUCUCUCACAUCAUCCAGUCUGAGAUCGGGGAUUUCGACGAGACCCAGAGCUGGCAGCACCUCCUGCACAAUAAAUACCUGCCCGACCAGGACGCCAUCAGAGAUAAGAUCACCGACUGCCACCGCAAGCAUGUUGGGCAGACUCCUGCAGAAUCCGACUACCAGCUGCUAGAAAUCGCCCGGCGAUUGGAGAUGUACGGCAUUCGUCUGCAUCCGGCAAAAGACAGAGAGGGGACAAAGCUCAGCCUGGCUGUAGCGCACACCGGAGUGCUGGUUUUCCAGGGUUACACUAAAAUCAACGCCUUUAACUGGUCCAAGGUUCGAAAGCUGAGCUUCAAACGCAAAAGAUUCCUGAUCAAGCUGAGAGCUGACCCUGCUCAAAGUGCUCACCAUGACACCCUGGAGUUCGCCAUGGCAAGCAGGGACUGCUGUAAAGUUUUCUGGAAGAUCUGCGUCGAGUAUCACGCUUUCUUCCGGCUCUUUGAGGAGCCUAAACCUAAACCCAAGCCAAUCCUUUUCACCAGAGGAUCCUCCUUCCGCUUCAGUGGGCGAACCCAGAAGCAGAUCAUCGAUUAUGUGAAGGACUCCGAGCUCAAAAAGGUCCCAUUUGAAAGGAAGCACAGCAAGAUCCUGUCUAACUUCAGCCCAUCUCCUCAGUCAUCUUCCUUUAGAUCACAAGUGCCAAAAGAGAGUGCCAUGUCUGUCCCGCUGGCAGAUGAGCCUGACUCAUCCAGACUUAGCCACCAAGCUAAUGGUUCAGAGGACCCACCAGCAGCCGCAUCCUCCACCAAUGGCUACCACGAUGCCGACCCAGCUCAGUCCAAACAGAACCACAAUGGCACCGGCCUGGCACCGGACCCACAUUUCCUCAACCCAGAAAGUCCCGGUUCAGAGGACUCUCCAGCAGGAAGUCCCCAUGUGGUCGUGAACGGCAAUGGUUCCGUGCAUGGACAAGUCAUGGGCGGCAUCCUGCACGGUACAGGUCAGAGUCCUGAGAGGCAGCAGCUGUCGCCUCUCACUAGCCCGCUGCUCACUGACGCUGGAUGUGUCCGCCAUGAUGAUGAAGAGGAGGCAAGGAGGAAGAAGUUUCCCACAGAUAAGGCCUACUUUAUAGCCAAGGAACUUUUGACGACUGAGCGGACCUACCUCAAAGACCUUCAGGUCAUCACAGAGUCUUUCCACAGUGUUGCAGAAAAGGAAGACACAUUCCCAGACUCUGUUAAGAACCUGAUCUCCUCCAACUAUGAUCCGGUCUACAAUUUUCACCAGGGAUUCCUCAAAGAAGUGGAGCAGCGGCUCGCACAGUGGGAGGGUCGCUCCAACGCACACAUUAAAGGAGACUACCAACGAAUUGGUGACAUUCUUCUGAAGAACAUUCAGGGCUUAAGGCAGUUGACGAUUCAUCUUCAGAAACAUUCAGAGUGCCUGGUUGAACUUGAACGAGCUUGCAGGUCCAGUCGUAAGGUCGAGGCCGCAUGUCGAGACUUCGAGCAGCAGCGAGUCUGCUACCUCCCCUUCAACAUUUUCCUCCUCCGCCCUCUGCACCGUCUUUUACACUACAAACUCAUCUUGGAGCGCCUCUGUAAGCACUACCCACCCACCCACGACGACUUCAGGGACUGCAGAGCUGCACUGGCAGAUAUUUCAGAGAUGGUGCUGCAGCUUCAGGGCCCCAUGAUGAAGAUGGAGAACUUCCAGAAGCUUCUAGAGCUGAAGAAAGACCUCACUGGCAUCGACAUCCUCUCAGUCCCUGGGAGGGAAUUCAUCAGGCUCGGCUGUCUUAGUAAACUCUCAGGGAAGGGUCUUCAGCAGAGGAUGUUCUUCCUGUUCAGUGACUCGUUGGUGUACACGAGUCGAGGGAUGACGCCAUCCAAUCAGUUUAAAGUUCACGGCCAGCUGCCCCUAUACGGCAUGACGAUCAGAGAAAGCGAGGAGGAGUGGGGCGUCCCUCAUUCGUUCACCUUAUUCGGACAGCGCCAGUCUGUAGUAGUGGCAGCAAGCUGUGCGCCAGAAAUGGAACGGUGGGUUGAAGACAUCAGGAUGGCCAUCGACCUGGCGGAGCAGAGCAGCAGCCCCAACGCUGACCUGCUGUCCACUAGUCUCUCUGAGAACAAGCUGUCUGAGGAUGGUGGAGCUGAUCUGGAGUCCGAGGAGGAGCUCGGCGGCUCUCGCUCUUCUCUGGAGCGUCAGGGCCACCGUGGGAACACCACUGUGCACGUCUGCUGGCAUCGCAACACCAGCGUGUCCAUGGUGGACUUUAGUGUGGCUGUAGAGAACCAGCUGUCAGGUAACCUGCUGAGGAAAUUUAAGAACAGCAACGGCUGGCAGAAACUCUGGGUGGUCUUCACCAACUUCAGCCUCUUUUUCUACAAGUCACAUCAGGAUGACUAUCCUCUGGCUAGCCUCCCUCUGCUUGGCUACUCAGUCACGGUCCCAUCUGAGUCGGAAAACAUCCACAAAGACUACGUCUUCAAACUCCACUUCAAAUCCCAUGUCUACUACUUCAGAUCAGAGAGCGAGUACACAUUUGAGAGGUGGAUGGAGGUGAUCCGCAGUGCCACCUGCUCCGCCAGCCGCUCACUGCCCAGCACCAGAAAAGACCUUUAUUGAUGAAAUUGAUGAAUCCACCUCUCUUUAAGAGACUUCUAACUGCACAAACGCCACAAAAAGACUCUUAUUUUAGACACAGAAUCAUGUUGCACACAGCAGAUGGGCACUCAAAUCCACACACAUUAACACACAUCACUCCAGAGGUCGUCCCACUUCACCUCCUAUACGCACACUUUCUGCACCACUAGUGUCUGAUGCCAUUCAGCUUAUUUUCUGCAGCAAACUGGCAACACAAAAUCUAUCUGGAAUCUUAUUUCAUUUUAAUGUUGCUAAAGAUUUACUUAAGUUACAUCCCAUAUUUUCACUCGGAAACAAUUCUUUAUGAUGACAGAUAUGUAAUGAAAAAGAAAACUGUAUAUAAAAUUAAUAAUUAUGGACAUGUGAUCACAAUCAUGGUCUGAAGAGUAUUAUGUCUGUCAUUAUUAGAUGAAUUAAAUGUGUUGCCAGUUUGGACAACAUUAGAAAACAUCCAUCUUUUCUUUUUUGUAAUGCAACUUUUUGUACAGUAUUUGAUACACUGUGAAAUGUCCCUUUAUUUUCUCCUUCAUCCUUCCUACAUGCUUUUUAUUUACAAAGGACAGAAAAAAACUGCUUUCAACGCCAACAGAGAUUUCACCGGUUUGUUUGCCAACUAUCCUCUCUUCUGUAUCCUUCCAGUUUCUGGAUUUUAAUCUUCUUAAUAAAGAUGACAAACAGUUGUG
This is a messenger RNA of Cheilinus undulatus (humphead wrasse), 4097 nucleotides long. RefSeq names its product FERM, ARHGEF and pleckstrin domain-containing protein 1-like. The transcript has 28 exons. Gene Ontology annotation, molecular function: cytoskeletal protein binding; guanyl-nucleotide exchange factor activity. Bases 307 to 3396 code for a protein of 1029 amino acids. Gene Ontology annotation, cellular component: cytoskeleton. Lineage: Eukaryota; Metazoa; Chordata; Actinopteri; Labriformes; Labridae. The record is from RefSeq and is a predicted model, not a curated record.